CUUCUUCAGAUGAACAAAACGAUAUUUAUUUUAUUAAAAAAAAAAAAAUAGCUAGAGUUUGGUUUCUUACGAGUAUCUCCUUAAAGGCGUAUCUGAAUCCGAAGAGAUGGAAUCACCGGAGAACAGUGUUGGUUUCGAUUCCGACGGCUCGUUAGAGACGGCGGAGAGGAUAAUACUCCGAUGGGACUCAACAGCUUCCGAAGAAGCGAGAGGGAAGAUGAUAUUCCAGAGCGAUCGUGACGAAGUAGAUCGGUUCUUGAGAGCCGUAGAUGAAAUCCAACGGUCCGUGUCAUCUCUCUCCUUCUCCUCUCCUCCUUCCUUCUCCUCCUCCUCCGCCGCCACCGAUGACCAAGAAGUCAAAGCCAACUCAGCUCUCCAAAUCGCGAUGGCUAGGCUCGAGGAAGAGUUCCGCAACAUCCUCCUCUCCCAAACAUCCGUCUUCGAGCCCGACUCUCUCUUCCUAGAGGAGUCAUCAGUCUCCGGAGAAGACAGCACUGACGCUCCCCCCGAAGAAGAAGAAGAAGGUUCCGAUUCCGGUUCCGGUUCAAGCCGGUUAACGCGUAGGAGAAGCAGUUACAGAUCCACAAGCAGCAUACGCGAGAUGGAUCUCAUCUCCCCCGAAGCAGUUUCCGACUUGAGAUCGAUCGUUCAGAGAAUGGUCGCCGCCGGCUACUCCCGCGAGUGCAUCCAAGUCUACGGAAACGUCCGCAAAUCCGCCGUGGAUACGAUCCUCAAGCAGCUCGGGAUCGUCAAGAUCAGCAUCGGAGACGUGCAGAAGCUCGAGUGGGAAGUGGUGGAAGGAAAAAUCAGGAAGUGGAUCCGCGCGGCUAAGGUCUGCGUGAGGAUCGUCUUCUCAAGCGAGAAGAGACUCUGUUCCGACCUCUUCGACGAAGAAGCGAUGGGUGACACGUGUUUCAUGGAGACGGUGAAGACGUCUGCUCUACGCCUCUUCACUUUCCCCGAAGCGAUAAGCAUCAGCAGAAGAUCGCCCGAGAAGCUCUUCAAGAUUCUCGAUCUGCACGAUGCUAUGGGUGACAUGUUGCCCGACAUCGAAGCGAUCUUCGACUCGGAUGAUUCAUCAUCGCGAGCCGUCUACCUCCAAGCUUCCGAGAUUCAGACGAGGCUCGCGGAGGCGGCGAGAGGGAUACUCUCCGAGUUCGAAAACGCCGUUCUCCGCGAGCCUUCUGUGGUCCCCGUCCCUGGAGGGACUAUCCAUCCUUUGACGAGGUAUGUGAUGAACUAUAUCAGCUUGAUCUCUGAUUACAAGCAGACUCUCAACAACCUCAUCGUGUCGGAUCCCUCGACCGGAUCCGAUCCCAACCCCAACGCGCCGGUGAUUGACUUCACCGAGCUGGACGGUAAGUCACCGUUGGCUUUGCAUCUGAUAUGGCUGAUCAUGGUGCUGCAUUUCAACUUGGAAGAGAAGUCGCACCACUACAGAGACGCGUCCCUAGCUCACAUAUUCAUCAUGAACAACAUUCACUACAUAGUCCAGAAGGUGAAAGGAUCGCCGGAGCUGAGGGAGAUGAUCGGAGACCAUUAUUUGAGGAAACUCACUGGGAUAUUCAGACACGCGGCCACGAACUACCAGAGAUCCACGUGGGUCAGAGUGCUGAAUAGCUUGAGAGACGAAGGGUUGCACGUGAGUGGGAGUUUCUCCUCUGGUGUGUCGAGAAGUGCGUUGAGGGAGAGGUUUAAAGCGUUUAACGCGAUGUUGGAAGAUGUCCAUAGGAGUCAGUCUACGUGGUCGGUUCCGGAUGCGCAGCUUAGAGAGGAGCUGAGGAUAUCUUUGUCUGAGCAUUUGAUCCCGGCUUAUAGAUCGUUUCUUGGGAGGUUUAGGGGGAAUAUAGAGAGUGGGAGACAUCCGGAGAACUACUUGAAGUAUUCGGUUGAAGAUAUUGACAGGAUCGUUCUUGAUUUCUUUGAAGGGUAUGCACACCCGCCAAACUUGAGGAGACGAUGAUGAAAGAAGAAGAUUUGGAGAGGUUACUUUUGUCUCUUUUUGUUUUGUUUCUUGGUUCUCAGCCAUGUUAGGGUGUUGUUGUAGGAUAGAUCCAUUCUUUGAAUUUUUAUUCACGGGUCCGUUCCCUAUUGUGCCCCGAUGGAAUAAUCUCCCAGGUAAAACAUACAUUUGUGUUGUUGUUUUGUGUCAUACGUAUACUCUCUUCUUUUAAUCAAAUCGUGCAAUGUCCUCUAUUCUUUUGAUCAA
This is a messenger RNA of Brassica oleracea var. oleracea, 2209 nucleotides long. Its product is annotated as exocyst complex component EXO70A1. The transcript is spliced from 2 exons. NCBI's taxonomy places the organism in Eukaryota, Viridiplantae, Streptophyta, Magnoliopsida, Brassicales, Brassicaceae. Gene Ontology annotation, cellular component: exocyst. Gene Ontology annotation, biological process: exocytosis. The record is from RefSeq and is a predicted model, not a curated record. Gene Ontology annotation, molecular function: phosphatidylinositol-4,5-bisphosphate binding. The coding region runs from base 107 to 1963 and encodes 618 amino acids.